Dentiscutata erythropus is the source of this 1944-nucleotide messenger RNA. The record is from the annotation of a GenBank genome assembly. NCBI's taxonomy places the organism in Eukaryota, Fungi, Glomeromycota, Glomeromycetes, Diversisporales, Gigasporaceae.
AUGUAUCAAAGUCGGUAUGAAUUAAUUCUCAGGCAACAACCAAAACAAUCAAGGAUGUGUGGUAUUGGUGAGAAAGCUGACAGACGUCCUAUAGAUCCACCUCCAAUAAUUCAGUUAAAAGUUCAUGAUGAUAGUCUACCACCAGCAGAAAAGAAUUCAUUUCUCCAGAAUCCUUAUUUCUUUAUGUAUGCAUCCCUUGUAGCUCCUGAUACAAAUGAAGAAUUACACUUACUUCGUGAUGGAAAAACACGCUCUACAACCGGUUCUGUUGUUUCUUCUCUAUACCAUCUUAAAGAUGUCGAUAAUUCUGAUGCUGGAUUUUUUGUAUUUCCUGACUUGUCUGUGCGUAUGGAAGGGACUUAUCGCCUUAAAUUAAGUCUAUUUGAAAUAGUUUCACGGCUAGUCAAAAGAAAGGAAUUAGAACAACUUGAAGACGCAGAUGGAAGUAGAAUGAAACGUGUACGUGGUGAUGGAAAAUAUGAUGAUGAUAGUCACGAAUCUUCGGAAACAGAAAUGACGGAUCGUACGCGAUCUUUAGAAGAAGCACGUUCAAGGAGAAGUCCGGAGUCAUUGGAUAGACGAAGGGAUCACGGAAGAAAAACUCCUCCAUCUUCCCGUCAUCGGGGACCUUAUGAUCCGUAUGGUCAUUAUGAUCAUAAUGCUGCUAUAUAUGGGCAUGGAUAUCCUAUGCAUCGACCUCUUCCAUGGCACGACCGCCCAGAGUAUAUGGGUGAUCCGCAUUAUGCUCCUUAUUAUGAUCCGUAUGAUAGAAGAUACGGUUAUCAUCCAUAUUAUUAUCCACCUCCAUUACCAGAUGGUUCGGAUCAUCAUCGUUAUCCAUAUCCUCCUCCACCUGCAUAUGGUAGACCUCCAAUGUAUCCAGGUCAACCGGGAUAUUAUGAUCCACCACCAAGAAUACCUCAUCCUUCAGGUGAAUCUUCAGGAGCUGUAAGACCUUACGGUUAUGAUCCAUCAAAUCCGUAUCCACCACGACCAUGGCCUCAUUAUGGUGAUCGUGCACCAGCAAAUCAUAGCACUGAAUCUUUGUCUUCUCCUUAUCGUGGAAGUGGUCCGCCUCCAGUGCCAUUACAUGGACCUCCAUUAUAUCCAUACCCCGAUUAUUACCCUGUAUACCCUCCUCCACCGAUGGGUCCUAUUCAUCCUCCUCCGAAACAGGAUUAUGGUCCAAAUGAUCCAGCUUCGAGUCAACAUGGGCAGAACCCUUCAAAAAUUCCUAUUCAAGAUCUUUUAUCUACUGAACAACAUCAAUCUCAAUCUAAUGCUGAACGUGGUGUUGCCAGCGUUCCACCACCUCGUAUGUAUGGUGCUCCACCAUCUGCCUUUGCCCAUUUUUAUCCUCAUCCUGGUCGUCCACAUGAAUAUCCACCACGGCAUGAUCUGUAUGACCAUCCUCGAUAUCAACAUGAAAUUGGGUACCCGUCUCAUGAGACUUAUGGGCAAAGCUUCGCUUCAAGCUCUACAAGCGCUAAGGCUGUUCAUCCUCCUACAGUAUCGCAAUCACAAGAUUCUGCACGUUCAUCAACAAUUACUUCAACUCAAGCAGCAAUGCCAUCAUCUACUUAUAACAGUGGGCCCAUAGUUCCAGCUGCAUCACGUCCAGCAGUGUCCUUACCUUCGUUGGCUCCUUUAAACGUUUCCGAUCGAUAUGCAAGUAGUUCUUCUAGUAUUCAGGCUCAUCCUUCAUACCCUACUUCUACAACAUCGCAACAAAAAUCUCCGAAACAAUCCACAUCACAGCAACAUUCACCUUAUGAACAACAACUUCCUUAUUCUCAAUCCUCUUUAAAUUCAUCAAACAGAAUGUCAUUCUCUCCUAUUGCGGAAAGUAGUAAUGAUACAAAUUCUUCAGGGUCACUUUCAGGAACUCGACAGUGGGAUCGAUACUUUGCAGUAAAUAUAGUUGAAAGGCCAAGAUUCAGGUAA